GGACGCGUGAAGUUGCACAUUCUUUGACGCAUGCCCAAGCGACCCAGAACCAAAUCAGUCCCCACCGCACCGGCCCUCCCUGAAAGCCUGAAGCCCUGCAUCUCCUUCCCCCACCACCGGACCGGAGCUCAGCGGACGGCGGCCAGUGGCGGCGUGCCCUGCUUCUCCCGCAAGACUGGGAAGUCAGCCUCCCCUCAGGCCGCAGCCCCCGCCCCCCGCCCCGCACCCGUGCUCCACCGAGUCCCUCGCCUAGGGUUUUCACCCAUUGCUCCAAUUCGAGAUGGACAAGAAGAGGCUCAGAAAGAGAAGGUUGGUGCUUAUAAGAGCCGCUGCAUCGUUGGCUUCAUCUAUGGUGAUGCAGUAUGUCCGGUCUAGACUACGGAAAAAGGGGGAAAAGAUGAAAGAGGGUAUUGCCUAUGGCCCAAUCGUUGACAG
Lolium perenne is the source of this 435-nucleotide messenger RNA. The record is from RefSeq and is a predicted model, not a curated record. Lineage: Eukaryota; Viridiplantae; Streptophyta; Magnoliopsida; Poales; Poaceae.